AUGAAAGAAAAGCUACAAGAAUUGGAGACGCAGUUCGCAGCCCUGUCGGACAAUGACACAGCCACGAAGCUCUUGACAGUGGCAGAAUCAAUUGCACGACUUGCCGACGGCGUUGACGAGCAGCACGAGGCGGAAGACAGUACUGAACAAGCAGACAUCAAGCCUUCAUCUGCGGCUGCCAUUGCGCCCCCGGAUACAUCCAAGCCAAGACCGAAAGGUCAACCUCAUUUUGUCGAGAACGCGUGGUUCCUCAAAGUCAGAUGUUCGACAAUCCCGCCGAAUCGGACGGACUUAAACAAUCGGUCUGAGAAUAGCGGGCUCGGAGAGUCGAGACAAGAGAUCUUCAAGGUACAGGCGCGGGCGAGGCCUGAUGCAACUGGUGAGGGCACACUUGUCCCGUGCAAGACGCGAAGAACAAAGCCUAUGACAAUUCGCCGCUUCUUCUAUCUAUGGAUCCACUCCGUUGACUUUGACGGGGAUGGGUACAUCCCACUGGAGACUAUCUUGACCUUUCCCACUUUCGAAGGAUUGCGCGACGUCACCUCUUUGGGAGCAUACCCACUACACUAUCAUGUGGACAGUGAAAAGCUCAUUGAGGUUGCAACUUCCAAAGGACGGCAGUUUCAGGAUGCUGUGAAGGCAAAACACAUGGCCUAUUGCGGUCCGACAAUCAGUUACUCAUACACAGGCAACGGGUACAGCUAUCGUCGUCGGCCUUUUGAUGGGUCAAAUCCGGAGGCUUACAUGUUACUUGAUGAAGCCGAUGUGUUUCUCUCACAGCGAGAGAAUAAUCUCGAAAGAAACGCCCUGGUUUCCGUGUUCGUUCGGGUGCUGGAAUACUACAACGGUAUCCUCUUCCUCCCGACGAAUCGAGUAGGGACUCUAGAUGAAGCAUUCAAAUCUCGAGUCCAUCUAUCGUUGCAUUAUCCCGCACUGGACCGCUCCCAGACCCACGACAUCAUGAAAAUGCACCUCUCCCGCUUGAGAGCCAUUGAGGAGAAACUCUCCAAGGCCACCGAGCAAAAGCAGCUCGUUGUCUGGGAAGACGAGAUCUGCCAAUUCGCAGUGGACCGCUGGGAUAAGCACACUGCAAACAACGGCCAGGGACGAUGGAACGGGCGCCAGAUCCGCAACGCAGUCAACAUCGCAGCCUCUCUGGCCUGGUACGAUAACAAGACCGAGAGCGAUCCCAGCAGGAAAGAACUGCCACCUCAGUUGAUGCCGGCACAUCCAGAGACUGUUGCAAAGACAAUGACGCUGUUCGAUGGGUACAUGUCCAAAACCCGCGGUGGCAAGGACGCAUUCCUGUCCCAUCAACGGAGCGAGCGCUUUAAUAUGUUCAGACAGUCUGAAUUGGAUCACGAAAACGCCCCUUAUGGCGGUGCCCCAUUGGGUGCCGGUCAGGGAACAGGUGCUUAUCAACCAUACUCGCAUCGGCAAAGACCACAACAGCCCAGCUGGCAGCAACAACAGAUGCCCGGCCAGAGCGUAGCAUAUAAUCAGCCUCAACCAAUACCACCGGCUCAAGGCGGCGCUCAAGGGUACAUGCCUACUCAGAUCCAGGGACGAUACACGCCGGGUAUUCCCCAAACCCAAGUGGGUGGCGGUACUCAGUUGAACCAUCCAGGGCCCCAUAUUCCCCAGACAACCAUAUAUAGUCCGGCGCAGCCAUCACAGACGCGGGGACAAUACACCCCAGUCGCUCCUCAGACCCAGGCCAGCGGCGGUAUGCAAUCGAACCAAGCAACGGGCCAGAUUCCCCAGACCGCCAUGUACAAUCAGAUGCAGCCAGGAAACCCCCCUCUUCACCCUGGACAUACGUACAACAUGAAUACUGGCGGACAAAAUCAGAUGGCCCAGCCAAGCGUCCAUAAUGCUUACGGUAUUCUCCCUGAGGCACAUGAGCAGUUUCAGGGCGCUCCAAUGUAUGCGCUAGACGGCGCGGGCUAG
This is a messenger RNA of Anthostomella pinea, 1950 nucleotides long. The record is from the annotation of a GenBank genome assembly. NCBI's taxonomy places the organism in Eukaryota, Fungi, Ascomycota, Sordariomycetes, Xylariales, Xylariaceae.